AUGGCUCGCAAAACCAAAACCUCUCAGAAGCAACAAUCUCGCCUUAAUAGUCUUGACCCCCCUCGAGGAUCAAGGGAGGAGCAAUCUGAAGAUGUGGAAAGGCCCUCAUCUCCAGACACCGCAAUUCAACAUCAGACUCAAUCCCGCCGACGGCCUCCUCCCUUGCCCAUCCCUCAGCACACCUCUGAGCACAACCAUAUCUCAGAGGACGCUUCCAAUCAUUUUCACCCCACUAUUCCUGAUUCCGUGUCUGCACAAACACCGAAUGGGCUCGAUUUUUUGCUGGCAGCUCUUGAGUCUCAGAAUACAACCCACCCCGGGCCCGUGCAGCAACCAGUGAUCAGUAGGGCCCAGCCAAUUACUGCCGGAACUCCUGAAACCGUCUAUGAUAAUAGUUACUCCAUUGAGAAAAUACAAGCCCCUAAAGCAGCCCAGCCUAGCGCCAGAGCAAGCAGAGUAGCCCGAAACAAGGCUCCCACUAAAACAAAGCAAGUGGAAACUGAUUCCGCGACAGCAGAAGCCCGGCCAUUGCCUGGACUUAUCACAUACAAAGUAAAUGUGGGAGGGAAAGCGAAGCCCCGGCUGCUUUCACUUGAUCUAGAAUACGAAGAUUGGAAGAGUGCCAUUUCUGCGACACCUGGAUUACCGGAGAACAAACGCUUCAGGCCAGAGAUCACUUGGAAGCUGGGCACAGCUCCGAAGAUGCAAGACCCGCAGACAGUUGACGAUAAUCAAGAAUACCAGCUGAUGGUGCAUGAAAUAGUCACGCAGCAUGAGAAGGAUGGGAAGCAGCCAGAGGUUGUCAUCAUCAUUCGAAAUUUGCCAGAAAAAGAUCGAAGAAAGACUGGCCAGAAAAGUACAAAGAAGAAGCAAGGAUCACGGAAAGCCAGGAAGAAAAGAUCAAAGACUGGCCGGGAUGACUCCAGCUCCUCUGACAGUGAGACUGACUCUGGCUCCGUGGACUCAACCACGGAUGAAUCCGAUUCUGAUCAUUCACAUCGUGCGCGGCGCAAGAAGCCAGCAAAGCUGGCGCUUUGGCAAAUUGAAGACUUACUCCAUGAGAAGCACCAUUUCUGUGAGCAGCACCUCAAGAACUGCUAUGUCAUGCCAAGUGGAAAGCACCUUUCCCUCACAAAGGCAGUUGCCAAGCGAUGGGCUGGAGCAAUUGAAAGUGGAAUUGCUACACUCAAAAAGCCGCCCGCAUCAGUCCUUUCUACUGCUGAUGGAAUUAUUCCCCCACCGCUAGGUCAUCGCUCCAAUGCAAAAUCAGUUUCUGCUCCUCCGCCACAGCCACCUCCGCCAGCCUCAUCUAUGCCGCAAAUGGUUGUACUACAACCCCCCCCUCCAUACCAUGGUCUGUACCCUAGUCAUGCAUUCCAGAAUGCAUAUGGACAUCAGUGUACCACCUGUGAGCAUGCUGCCGGAUAUCAUGGACGCCAUGACUAUCAUCGACCACACCUGCACUUGGAACAAAAUUUCGGCUCUCAGGCUGUGCAUUCCCAAUGCGGCGCCCCAGAUCUUGCACCAGACAGUGAUGAUUUUUCCCCUCCAUCAGCAAUAUUCCCAUCAAUCACGGAAUGGUUCGAGAGACUUGAAUGUGAUAGGAAUAUUUUCCCUGAUCCUGUCCCCCUUGCUGUAUUUUCGGAGCCAUUGGCCGUACUGGGCUAUUUCCGUCUUGAUGAUCUUGAUCGCACAUGCAGAAAUCCAGGAGGCUUGGAGUCAUUAAAUGUUGGAUUUGCCCGUGGCAUUGCUGAAAAGCUUGGAAAGCUUGUCCGGCGUGAAGUCAAGCACAUUAUUAAUAAGUAUAAUGCACCUAGCCACCACUAG
Cantharellus anzutake is the source of this 1827-nucleotide messenger RNA. RefSeq lists its product as uncharacterized. Bases 1 to 1827 code for a protein of 608 amino acids. Lineage: Eukaryota; Fungi; Basidiomycota; Agaricomycetes; Cantharellales; Hydnaceae. The record is from RefSeq and is a predicted model, not a curated record. The transcript has 4 exons.